AUGUUAGAAAAAAAGUUGGUAAUAGAAAAACAAGCAGUAAUUAAUUUAAAUUUGGCUAAUUGUUCGCAACUAAAACACUUGCGAAUUACCAAUUGUUUUUUAGAAAAUAUAACUUUACCCGAACAAGCACCCCAAUUAGAAUAUAUUGACUUAUCUGAUAAUGAUUUAAAUUUAAGUAAAUUACAAGUCUUAGACAUUAACGCUACUAAUAUUGAUAGUGGUUGCGAAUAUUUACCAACUAAUUUACUUAGUUUUACUUUCGGUAGUAAAGGUAAAGACCAGGAUGGCCGACAACACGGACGUUACCAAGUUGAACGAGUUAAGAGGGCAAGAGUAAAUGAAGUAAAAGAUAAAUUAGCUCCAUUUUUAGCACUAAAAGAGGGGGAAACCAUGGAGGAUUUAGCCGUUAGCGAAAAUUGGGCUGAUAACCAAAGAAAAAUGGAGGCAGUUCGAAGGUUUAAACAAAACCAAGUCAGCCAAAUCCAAGUAAAUCCUAAUCGAAACUAG
Messenger RNA from Ambispora gerdemannii, 507 nucleotides. Lineage: Eukaryota; Fungi; Glomeromycota; Glomeromycetes; Archaeosporales; Ambisporaceae. The record is from the annotation of a GenBank genome assembly.